GAGCUCUGUGAGAGUGCUCAGGAUGAUAGCCUGUAUUUACUACACAUGACGGACAACUUUAUAAGGCAAAAAAAAAAACCACAUUGUUUACAUUGCUUACAUUGUUUACAUUGUUUUGACUGCCGCAAUCUACACAAAACUACACGAGUCGCGUGUUUUUGCGCUACAACACAUUACUGUAAGCAUAGGAGAGAAGUUGAGAAGGAAACAUGGAGUGUAAUCAGGAGCGGAGAGCGCAGAUGGAGAGCUGAAUGAACCUGUAUGAUGGAGCGGAUCAGGACUCUGCUGGUGUCAGUGAGGAGUGCUUUGCUCUGCAGCAUCAUUGUGCACUCAAUGUCCUGUUAUGAGAAGACUCACUCACAUGCUGAAGAUGAACUCUUCAAAAAGCUCUUUGUGGGAUACAACAAGUGGUCUCGGCCUGUGCCCAACACCUCAGAUGUGGUCAUCAUUAAGUUUGGCUUGUCCAUUGCCCAGCUCAUUGAUGUGGAUGAGAAAAAUCAGAUGAUGACAACCAACGUUUGGUUGAAGCAGGAGUGGAAUGACUAUAAAUUGAGAUGGAAUCCGUCUGAUUAUGACAACGUGACCUCCAUCCGGGUGCCAUCAGAGCUCAUCUGGGUUCCAGAUAUUGUGCUGUAUAACAAUGCAGACGGAGAGUUUGCUGUGACCCACAUGACCAAAGCUCACCUGUUCUACACAGGUAAAGUGCGCUGGGUUCCCCCUGCUAUCUACAAGAGCUCCUGCAGCAUUGAUGUCACAUUCUUCCCCUUUGACCAGCAGAACUGCAAGAUGAAGUUCGGCUCAUGGACAUACGACAAAGCGAAGAUCGACCUGGAGCGCUUAGAGACCACUGUAGACCUCAAGGACUACUGGGAAAGCGGAGAGUGGGCUAUCAUCAAUGCUGUAGGCACCUACAACACCAAGAAGUAUGACUGCUGCCAUGAGAUCUAUCCGGACAUUACAUACUUCUUCAUCAUUCGCCGCCUUCCGCUCUUUUACACCAUCAACUUAAUCAUCCCAUGUCUGCUGAUCUCCUGUCUGACCGUUCUGGUCUUCUACCUGCCAUCAGACUGUGGUGAAAAGAUCACACUGUGCAUCUCCGUCCUCCUCUCGCUCACCGUCUUUCUGCUGCUGAUCACUGAGAUCAUACCAUCCACGUCUUUGGUCAUUCCGCUCAUCGGGGAGUACCUGCUCUUCACUAUGAUCUUCGUCACACUCUCAAUCAUCAUUACAGUGUUCGUUUUAAAUGUGCACCACCGCUCACCAGGCACUCAUAAAAUGCCACGCUGGGUGCGCACUAUCUUUCUUGACCUUAUACCACGCUGGCUCUUCAUGCGCAGGCCUGCAGCCUACGGUCGCCGCAGGCAAACGCUUUUGCUGAUGCAAAGUCGGCAGUCGAAAGGUCUUGUGACUUCUGGAGCUUGUCUGAGCACUUCAGCCAUCUGGUUUAGGGAUGCUGAUAAAUCGCACAGACACUGCUGCUACGAGAACCUGGAGCUGGGAACACUCACUUCCAAUUUCUCUUUCUCUUUUCGUCCUCCUUCUCCUUGUCCACCGGACUCCACUCCCUCGCCUCAUCCACCUGCCCUGGCCCAAAAACAUGGACCUUCUACUAGCCAUGAUGUGUGGAUGGGAGCCAGUAAUAUGCUGGGGAACGAAAAUCAUCCUAAGCCAAAGUCAGAUGAGAGGAUUUCUUUGUCACCCAGCAUCAUACAGGCUUUGGAGGGAGUUCACUACAUCGCAGACCACCUGAGGGCAGAGGACGCAGACUUCAGUGUUAAAGAGGACUGGAAAUACGUUGCCAUGGUGAUUGACCGGAUCUUUUUGUGGAUGUUCAUCAUAGUGUGUCUGCUGGGCACCAUUGGCCUGUUCCUUCCUCCAUGGUUGGCUGGUAUGAUUUAGAGCCAGUCACACACACUUACCAGCAGGUUACCGUACUGCUGCUGUGAGAGCACUUGUCAGUACAGACAUUAAGCAAGCAUGCCACAAAGAUAAAUAAUAUAAAAUGCAAUGUACAGCAAGACAUUCAUCACAGGUCACAGAGCUUCUUAUAACAGUGGCUGCUAAAAGAGUCUGAGAGAGAAGUUUUUAAAUGUAAAACCAUGUGAUGAAUAAAAUGCAUUACCAUC
Molecule: messenger RNA, 2126 nt
Organism: Trichomycterus rosablanca
Lineage: Eukaryota; Metazoa; Chordata; Actinopteri; Siluriformes; Trichomycteridae
Gene: chrna2b
Product: cholinergic receptor, nicotinic, alpha 2b (neuronal)
Exons: 6
Coding region: 262-1899 (545 amino acids)
Biological process (GO): signal transduction; synaptic transmission, cholinergic; regulation of membrane potential
Cellular component (GO): synapse; plasma membrane; postsynaptic membrane
Molecular function (GO): acetylcholine receptor activity; acetylcholine-gated monoatomic cation-selective channel activity
Source: RefSeq, a predicted model, not a curated record